AUAUUUUCGGUCUUUUUACUUUUUUAACGACAGCUGCGGUUCUUAAUUCAACCCUUUUUUUCUCAUUUCAUUAUACAAUGUAGUUGAACUUUGUCGACUUGUGCCAGCAGGUAAAGCUCGAAGCAUUUCAUUUAUUUUUUUUUCAUCGCAAUGGAAUACAGUCUUCUUCUUUUAGUCUUGAAUGGUCGACUUAGAAUGAAGGCCGGUGUUAUUCCUCACGUGCAUGUCGGGCAAGGAAUCAAUCCCUACGACAGACGUCUCCAAUGGCUGAAUAGGCGUGUACAGGAAUCGAAAACUUUGAGGAGUCUUUAGCCCACUUGGAGCAGAACGAAUGGGACCUGCAGAGAGCGGUUGUCUCUGUCAUGGGAGCCCAGGACAAUGUUUCAGUCCCAGACUCUGCCCCUGAAGAGGCACCGGCAGCGCCUAGCAUGCCCAGCGUCGUGCAGUUCAGCGGAGUUUCACCCUGUGCAUCCGUCCCCAGAGCAUUUGAUCCUCGCCGGCCCCGUAGCCCACCCCCAAACAGGGUCCGCCUGUUAGAGUUCACUGUGUCCUACAACGACUUGAAUACAGAGUUGGUUGUUGAAGAUAACAGAACAGUCCGCACUGUUAAGGAGUUGCUGUCUGCUCAGCUGAAUCUCUCACCAGAGAAGAUGCUGAUUGGAGGAUGGGCACACGCAAAACAAGCACCGGAGGACUCGGACGUGUUGUCUUCGCUGCAAUUACCCCUCAAGAACAGUCUCUACGUACUCACACCAAGCCUACCAACGACGAGUUCAGAACAGCCCAAUGGAGAAGAGACGAGUUUCUCGGACAAGCUGACACGGAGCUUCGAGCUCAUCAUAAAUGACACCGACGUCAACCAAGAGUACCGACUAAAAUACCAGGGCUGCAAGACGAUCCUUAGCGUCAAGCAAGGUAUGAGUGCGCUAACCAGCGUCGAGGUCCGGCACCAACAGUGGCACGGCUGGCCUGACGACAGCGACAAUUCACUUACAUUAGCAGCCUCAGGAAUAGACUUCCCUAAUCACAAGCUGACAUUCUCUAGGCUACCGAACCACAGUAAAACAGAUCAGUCCUCGAAGUCAGGUGAUCCUAUCAAUAUCAGUGACAGUGAAGAUGAGACGCAAGACAUGGACAUAGAUGACUGCACGAUCUUCACAAACGAGUAUGAGACGAGAAAGUUUGAGCCCUUAUUACCAGCCGAUAUCGAGAAUGAAACAGACGGCCUCAUUCAGUUCACUCAUGAGUUCAGCUCCCGAUAUGGGGAGACUCACCCUCAGUUUUACAUGGGUCCAUUGGAAGACGCUGUCAAGGAGGCGUUUGGUGGCUUAGCAGUUGAGAGGAAGCUUCUAGCUAUCUAUAUUCACACUGACAAGAGUGUUCAGAGCAACGUUUUCUGCAGCCAGUUGCUGUGUGCCGAGAGCAUCGUCAAUUUCCUCACCCAGAACUUUGUCACGUGGGCAUGGGACAUCACGGCGGAUGAGAACAAAGACAGGCUUUUAAGCACAUGUACAAAGAUGUUUGGCAGUGUGACCGCAGCGACCGUCCGGGGUCUCAACCAAGAUAAAUUCCCCUUGUUACUGAUUGUCAUGAGGAUACGGUCCAACACGGAGGUUUUGUCGAUACUACAAGGUAAUACAGGCCUAGACGAGAUGAUGACGAGUUUGAUCCAUGCAGUAGACGUGUUCACAGAACAGAGGCAGUCGGAAAUUGAACAAGAGAAUGACCGGAGGGCGGCAGAGCAGCUGAAGCAAGAGCAGGACGCAGCGUACCAUGCAUCACUAAUGGCCGACAGAGCAAAGGAGCAAGAGAGGUUAAAACAGGAGCGGGAGGAGCAGAGGCUACGGGAACUAGAGGAGCAAGAAAUCAGGGAGAGAGAAGCCGAACAGAAGGCGUUGUUAGAGUCGCUGGAGCAGCAAUUACCCGACGAGCCAGCUGAGAACUGCCCCAAGCCCACCACCACGCUACGCAUGCGCAUGCCUGGCGGCGACGUCCUGACGAGACGGUUCCUGGCCGAGCAGCCUAUCCGGACAGUCAUGGUCUACCUCGGCACCAAGGGGUACCACUCUGAGGACUUCAAAGUCCUCACAACCUUUCCAAAGAAAGAUUUGACAUCUCAAGACACUUCGCAGUCCUUCAAGGAGCUCGGUCUUUGCCCGCAAGAGACCCUUUUCAUUGAGGAACGCUAGUGCCAACUGCUGACCUCCCCCCCCCCGUGCAUGCGCUCGCUGAAAAAAAUUAACAGCUCUCAGCCCAAUCAAGCGACCAAACAACCUGAACAGUGUAGCUAAGUGAAAGCAUGGCACAAAUCCUGUAUCUGUGGUUCAUUCCCACCAUUCGGAGUCAGGGCACUGGACAUGCAAAUAAUCUGUGAUCUCAGCCACACAUUUUGUUCCUAGACGAACUUUAGGCUCAAGUCACGAAUGUCAUCCAGAGUUUUACAGGACUUGCUAAUUGUUAUUUCUGAACCAAAUGACUUUUAUUUAUACGCAGUGCAAAGCUUUGUGUUACGUUAGCUCGUGUUUGAGUGCCAUUUCGCUUGUCCUGAGACUGUCUUAUUUUGGCCUGGCCUACAGUCCCCGUAAGUUGUAGUAUCCUUCAUUCGCAUAUGAAAAAUGGUCGUGUGACCCACUUAUGACCACAGCCUUUAGAACUGAAACAUCAGUCACCUUACUUGAGCUAUCAGAAAUCACUAGCAGAAAACAAAAUAAUGGCCCAGAAAAUGCACAGCAUUUGCAAGUGCCUCAGAGCGUGCUAGGGUAUCCGAUAUAGAGAAAAUUACAUGCAGUCGUCUUGGUACACUGGAGAAAUUGCACAAAAGUCUUGGGCAGCGGGUAGCAUUGUGUACCCACAAAGUAAGGCUUGUUGCAUUAAGUCUCAAAAUGAUGGCAAAAAGGCUUUUGUGCAACGUGAAUGCACUUUUUAGAUAAUACUUAUUAGGGGCACAAAAUUUGGAGGAAAUGGUCGUUGGUAUCAAAAUGUUUGAAAGGAAGACAUUUCUUUCAAGAGCUCAAUGUAGAGAUUAGCAUGGAUUGAUAAGAGACCGCAUUGCAGAUUGUUCACAACAUUGUGCGUUUUGGUUACAUGGUUCUGACUUCCCAUGUCCAGAAACGCGCACAAACUGAGUGUUGAUUACUUGAAAUAUCAGUGCAUACAACUUCAUUAAAUAACGUUACAAGAGAAGAGUGGCGACUAUAGUUUGGCCUGGUGGCAUGUACAAAUUUAAUGCCAGGCAAAAAA
This is a messenger RNA of Acanthaster planci (crown-of-thorns starfish), 3240 nucleotides long. It is a transcript of the gene faf1, whose product is annotated as Fas associated factor 1. Gene Ontology annotation, biological process: ERAD pathway. The record is from RefSeq and is a predicted model, not a curated record. NCBI's taxonomy places the organism in Eukaryota, Metazoa, Echinodermata, Asteroidea, Valvatida, Acanthasteridae. Gene Ontology annotation, cellular component: nucleus; endoplasmic reticulum. Gene Ontology annotation, molecular function: ubiquitin binding.